Molecule: messenger RNA, 7416 nt
Organism: Dendronephthya gigantea
Lineage: Eukaryota; Metazoa; Cnidaria; Anthozoa; Malacalcyonacea; Nephtheidae
Exons: 23
Coding region: 153-6986 (2277 amino acids)
Source: RefSeq, a predicted model, not a curated record
AAUAUUGUUAUGAUCCAUAAGCAAUGGUGUAUGUAUGGGGAAGAUAUCAAAAUUUAAAUUAAGGUGGUCAACCUGAUGGCUUCGUUCAGGGCUGUAUUGCAGCCCACAACACUUAUCGACAAAAACAUGGGGCGCCACCUUUACAAUGGAGCAUGGACCUGCAGGUUCGGGCUCAAGCUUGGGCCAAUCAAAUGGCAGCAACGGGAAUGCUCGAUCACGACAUGAACGGAAUCAAACAAUUUAAAGACGGCGAGAACAUCGGCUUUUCUAUCAAUGCAAAACACAAACCACUUUGUCAAGGAAGUCCCAAUCCAAACUGUUACCACUGCAGCGAAACAGUCCGUUCUUGGUACAAAGAAAGUCGAAAUUAUAAUUUCCAGAAAGGAAACAGUGCUAAUGGAAAAACCUAUCUCCAUUUCACGCAGCUCGAAUGGAGAAAGACAACCCAUAUGGGCGUUGGUGUUGGAAUGCGAAAGAACUAUGUUCCAAAUAACAUGGGCCAGCUGCUGCCAGUGUAUGAAAUUUACACAGUUGUAAAAUACUCACCAAGAGGAAAUUAUGGCUAUACAAAAGAUUAUUUAGAGAAUGUUAAACCAGCAUCUUCGGGUUCACCGGGAACAAAACCUUCGGGUAAUACUCCGAGCACUAGUACAUCAGGAGCCAAGCCUGCUGGUGUCACUGGAAGUCCUGAACCUAAACCUGCAGGCGUCACUGCAAGUCCUGGACCUAACCCUGCUGGUGCCACUGGAAGUCCUGGACCUAACCCUGCUGGUGCCACUGGAAGUCCUGGACCUAACCCUGCUGGUGCCACUGGAAGUCCUGGACCUAAACCUGCUGGUGCCACUGCAAGUCCUGGACCUAAACCUGCUGGUGUCACUGCAAGUCCUGCACCUAACCCUGCUGGUGCCACUGGAAGUCCUGGACCUAAACCUGCUGGUGCCACUGGAAGUCCUGGACCUAAACCUGCUGGUGCCACUGGAAGUCCUGGACCUAAACCUGCUGGUGUCACUGCAAGUCCUGGACCUAAACCUGCUGGUGUCACUGCAAGUCCUGGACCUAAACCUGCUGGUGCCACUGCAAGUCCUGGACCUAAACCUGCUGGUGUCACUGCAAGUCCCGGACCUAAACCUGCUGGUGUCACUGCAAGUCCUGCACCUAACCCUGCUGGUGUCACUGCAAGUCCUGGACCUAACCCUGCUGGUGCCACUGGAAGUCCUGGACCUAAACCUGCUGGUGCCACUGGAAGUCCUGGACCUAAACCUGCUGGUGCCGUUGCAAGUCCUGCAACUAAACCUGCUGGUGUCACUGCAAGUCCUGGACCUAAACCUGCUGGUGCCACUGCAAGUCCUGCAACUAAACCUGCUGGUGCCACUGCAAGUCCUGCAACUAAACCUGCUGGUGCCAUUGCAAGUCCUGCAACUAAACCUGCUGGUACCACUGCAAGUCCUGCAACUAAACCUGCUGGCGUCACUGCAAGUCCUGCAACUAAACCUGCUGGUGCCAUUGCAAGUCCUGCAACUAAACCUGCUGGUGCCACUGCAAGUCCUGCAACUAAACCUGCUGGUACCACUGCAAGUCCUGCAACUAAACCUGCUGGUGCCAUUGCAAGUCCUGCAACUAAACCUGCUGGUGCCACUGCAAGUCCUGCAACUAAACCUGCUGGUGUCACUGCAAGUCCUGCCUCGCCCACUCCAAACACGCCUGCAGUGCAGCCGACGACACAGGGUCCAAACACUCCUGCAGUGAAGCCCACGACACAGAGUCCAAGCACUCCUGCAGUGAAACCUGCAACACAGAGUCCAAGCACUCCUGCAGUGAAGCCCACAACACAGGGUCCAGCCACUCCUGGAGUGAAGCCCGCAACACAGAGUCCAGCCACUCCUGCAGUGAAGCCCACAACACAGGGUCCAGCCACUCCUGGAGUGAAGCCCACAACACAGAGUCCAGCCACUCCUGCAGUGAAGCCCGCAACACAGGGUCCAGCCACUCCUGCAGUGAAGCCCACAACGCAGGGUCCAGCCACUCCUGCAGUGAAGCCCGCAACACAGAGUCCAGCCACUCCUGCAGUGAAGCCCACAACACAGGGUCCAGCCACUCCUGGAGUGAAGCCCGCAACACAAGGUCCAGCCAUUCCUGGAGUGAAGCCUGCAACACAGGGUCCAGCUACUCCUGCAGUGAAGCCUGCAACACAGGGUCCAAGCACUACUGCAGUGAAGCCCACAACACAGGGUCCAGCCACUCCUGGAGUGAAGCCUGCAACACAGGGUCCAGCUACUCCUGCAGUGAAGCCCGCAACACAGGGUCCAAGCACUCCUGCAGUGAAGCCUGCAACACAGGGUCCAAGCACUACAGCAGUGAAGCCCGCAACACAGAGUCCAAGCACUCCUGCAGUGAAGCCCACAACGCAGGGUCCAGCCACUCCUGCAGUGAAGCCCGCAACACAGGGUCCAGCCACUCCUGGAGUGAAGCCUGCAACACAGGGUCCAGCCACUCCUGGAGUGAAGCCCGCAACACAGGGUCCAGCCACUCCUGGAGUGAAGCCCACAACGCAGGGUCCAGCCACUACUGCAGUGAAGCCCGCAACACAGGGUCCAGCCACUCCUGGAGUGAAGCCUGCAACACAGGGUCCAGCUACUCCUGGAGUGAAGCCUGCAACACAGAGUCCAGCCACUCCUGGAGUGAAGCCUGCAACACAGAGUCCAGCCACUCCUGGAGUGAAGCCUGCAACACAGGGUCCAGCCACUCCUGGAGUGAAGCCUGCAACACAGGGUCCAGCCACUCCUGGAGUGAAGCCUGCAACACAGGGUCCAGCCACUCCUGCAGUGAAGCCUGCAACACAGGGUCCAGCCACUCCUGGAGUGAAGCCUGCAACACAGGGUCCAGCUACUCCUGCAGUGAAGCCUGCAACACAGGGUCCAGCCACUCCUGCAGUGAAGCCUGCAACACAGGGUCCAGCCACUCCUGGAGUGAAGCCUGCAACACAGGGUCCAGUCACUCCUAAAGUGAAACCCGCAACACAGAGUCCAGCCACUCCUGCAGUAAAGCCCGCAACACUGGGUCCAGCCACUCCUGGAGUGAAGCCUGCAACACAGGGUCCAGCCACUUCUGCAGUGAAGCCCACAACACAGGGUCCAGCUACUCCUGCAGUGAAGCCUGCAACACAGGGUCCAAGCACUCCUGCAGUGAAGCCCGCAACACAGAGUCCAGCCAUUCCUGCAGUGAAGCCCGCAACACAGGGUCCAGCCACUCCUGCAGCGAAGCCCACAACACAGAGUCCAAGCACUACUGCAGUGAAGCCCGCAACACAGAGCCCAAGCACUCCUGCGGUAAAUCCCACAACUCCUGCAGCACCAGCCCAAGGUACACCAGCAGCACAAGCCAGCAAUCAGCCAUAUGACUUCAACAAAGAUUGUGUUACUUCACACAACAAGCUACGAGCAGUCCAUGGUUCCCCAGCUCUGGCAUGGAGCAAGGAACUUGAAGUUCACGCUCAAGAAUGGGCAAACCACUUAGCAAACCGAGACAUUUUCAAGCACGACAUUGCUGGACUAACAAAAUAUCAAGAGGGUGAAAACAUCGCAUGGUUUAUGGGAAAAGAUAAGAAAUGUGCUGGAAAGGUGACCAGUGACUGUUACACAUGCGGUUCAGCUGUACAAUCCUGGUACAAUGAGGUCAAGGAUUAUGACUACCAAAAAGCCGAUGCGAAGACUCCUGGCAAACAAGUACUUCAUUUUACGCAGGUGGUUUGGAAAGCGACAACACAAAUGGCGAUUGCCACAGCAGUAAGUCCAACAAGGAAGGUCAUCUUUGUUGCCAGAUAUAAACCGAGGGGAAAUUUUGGCAACAAGCAAGCGUACAUUGAUAAUGUUACGCCUCCUGGAACCCCUCUUCCAAAACCACCACCAACUUCAAGUAAGCCGUACAACUUCAACCAAGACUGUGUUGACACUCACAAUAAGCUACGAGCAAGCCACGGUUCACCGCAGCUGGUUUGGAGUCAAGCUCUGGCAGACCACGCUCAAGUAUGGGUCAACGAUCUCGCAAAACGCGAUGCUUUUGAACACGAUAUCGCUGGCUUAAACAAAUAUCAGGAGGGUGAAAACAUUGCCUGGUUUAUGGGUAAAGGAAAAGUAUGUACCACAGAAUUGACAAACGAUUGCUAUCCGUGUAGCAAAGCCAUAUUCCCAUGGUACAACGAAGUAAAAGAUUAUGAUUUCGCAAAAGGAGGGCCAAAGACAAGUGGAGCACCUGUGUUACAUUUCACUCAGGUCGUGUGGAGAGCUACGAAAGAAUUGGGUGUAGCAACUGCCAUUAGUCCAAGCAAAAAGAUCAUGUUUGUCGCGAGAUACAAAUCUCGGGGCAACUUUGGACAUAAACAGGCGUACAUUGACAACGUCAAGCCAAAGGGCACACCAGUCUCAACAGGUGGAGGUACUACCCCUGCCCCUUCAGCUACCCCCACCACGGCGACAGGAACACCUGCAGUUACCCCUAAAACCCCUCCAACCACACCUGCGGCUGGUGCUUCUCUUCCAAAACCACCACCAACUUCAAGUAAGCCGUACAACUUCAACCAAGACUGUGUUGACACUCACAAUAAGCUACGAGCAAGCCACGGUUCACCGCAGCUGGUUUGGAGUCAAGCUCUGGCAGACCACGCUCAAGUAUGGGUCAACGAUCUCGCAAAACGCGACGCUUUUGAACACGAUAUCGCUGGGUUAAACAAAUUUCAGGAGGGUGAAAACAUUGCCUGGUUUAUGGGUAAAGGAAAAGUAUGUACCACAGAAUUGACAAACGAUUGCUAUCCGUGUAGCAAAGCCAUAUUCCCAUGGUACAACGAAGUAAAAGAUUAUGAUUUCGCAAAAGGAGGGCCAAAGACAAGUGGAGCACCUGUUUUACAUUUCACUCAGGUCGUGUGGAAAGCGACAAAAGAGUUGGGUGUAGCAGCAGCCAUUAGUCCAAGCAAAAAGGUCAUGUUUGUCGCGAGAUACAAAUCUCGGGGCAACUUUGGAAAUCAACAGGCGUACAUUGACAACGUCAAGCCAAAGGGUACAACACCCGCGCCUUCAACCGCCACUGCAACUAAACCCACCUCUGCGGCGGCGGGGACAUCUGUGGUUGCUUCCAAGCCCGCUACUGCUACCGGUGCCUCUGUUUCUACACCUGCUGCCAGUACACCUGCCGCUUCCACUUCACCUGCGGCCACCUCUGUUGCCCCUGGCACACCUGCUGUUUCCCCUAAACCCCCUGCAACCACACCUGCUGUUGCUCCUAAAAUCCCUGCAACCAGUCCUCCUGCCACACGUGCUGGUACUCAGCAGACUGGCACCAUUGCCUCAGAUGCACCAUCCACAACCGAUCUGGACUACUUUUUGAAUGAUUGCUUGCAAAAGCACAACCUGCUUCGAGCGAAACACGGAGCAGCUCCGCUGACCUGGUCCACCAAGCUUGCCGCAGACGCAACAAACUGGGCGGAAUAUCUUGCCUCGUCCAACAAGAUGGAACAUGACUACAAAAAGCUUGGUGAGAAGGGAGAAGGGGAGAAUCUCGCCUGGUUAACCCCUGUGCAACCCAAGUGCUCUCAAUAUGGUCAAACGAAUUGCUACACGUGCAGCCAGAUAAUUGACACGUGGUACAAAGAGAUAAAGAAUUAUGAUUUUAACGCCGGGAAAUCUACACAAGGAUCAAUCGAACAUUUUGUUCAGAUUGUAUGGAAAGGGACCCGAGAGAUCGGAGCUGGUACUGCAAUUGGUGAUAAAUAUGGUCUUAUUAUGGUGACAAGAUACAAAUCAAGAGGAGGGGAAAGCAAAAAUCCCCAAGAAUUCAUUGAUAAUGUGAAGCCGAUAGGCAGCCCUACUUCGCCAAUAGUGAUGGAUUGUAAAGAUGAUCCUAAGAAGUUCGCAAAUUGUACGGAAUGGAAGCAGCAGGGAUUUUGUGAAAACUUCAAAGAAAGCAUGAGAAUGUUGUGUCCUCUUACAUGUGGAAUGUGUAUCAAAAAAAGCCCAGACAACCCGAAACUUAAUGAUCUUUCGAGCACAGACGGAACAGAUGCGUUCGAGCAAGAUUGUCUGGAUGCUCACAACAUCUACCGCACCAAGCACGGAGUACCGCCGCUUCUGUGGUCACAGCAACUGAAGGAAGACGCACAAAGGUGGGCGAACCGUCUGGCAGAGAUGGGAGACGAGCUGCAACACGAUGACAUGAAACCCUUGAACGAGGGAGAAAACCUGGCUCAUUUCAGUCCACCGUCGGAAAAAUGUUACGGCGCUAAGGGUCCUGGAUGCGUCCAAUGUCGCGAAAUCGUGAAAGACUGGUACGACGAAGAAGCAGAUUAUGAUUUCACCCAGGGACACAGGAAGCCUGGGGCAGUUGUCUUACAUUUCACCCAGGUUGUGUGGAAAAGUACGCGACACGUAGGCGUAGCCACAGCAAAGAAUAAAAACUGGUUUAUAACUGUGGCAAGGUAUUCUCCACGAGGAAACGUUAUUGGACAAUUCCGAGACAACGUACACGCAAUUGGAGGCACAGCUACGAUUGAUCCAGUGAAAAUUGUUGAUGCUGAUUCUGAACAGAGACAAUUCAAGAUUCCACCUCGAAAAAUGUAUGCGACACCCUCAGAACCAAAAUACGACGAAAGAGUCUAUCCCGAAGACGCUGUCUACAGUCCACGAUUACCAAAUAAGAAUAACAAAGGACAAGAAGUCAAGUACUUCGCCACAAACUCGCCAUACGGAAAUGGCGAGUUGACCGCGAUUGUUGACGAUAAACCGCCACCAAACUAUGCAGCCACUUAUUCAAAUGAGCAGGAACUUGGGAGAGAUCCUUACAUCGCAUCCUAUAGCAAUGAUAAUAGCUUUUCUAAUAAUCAUUUGAUGCGUGAUAUGAACGUGGAAAACGACCUGGCUGCAAACGUUGAACAAAACGAAGGUAUGCUGCUGAUGGAUGGAAAGCGGAAAAAAUCCAUCGUUAAAAAUACAAAAGCGUAGACACGCCUGAACGAAAACGCCUACGAUAAGAGUUCCUGGAUUGGAAACACGACAACUGCAAAAUAUGAUGGUGUAUGUGCGUUGUUACAGCGGAAAUCGACAAAUAUGAUCGAUGAAAUCUAGGAAAUGCCUUGAACUAUGGUAUCACGGCAAGAUAUUAUAUAUAUAAGGCAACAUAUAUACUUCUUUUUUAAGCCAGAUGUCCAUGUAACAAUUUCUGUUGCCGAUCAAAGUGUAGCUACAACAUCGUAGCUUUGGUAAUACGCAACUGACUUCACUAGAAUGCUGGACGUACCAUUUGGACAAAUCAAUUUUCAUCCCAGGGAUAUCAAGCUCCUGUCGAGCCACAUUACCAGAUAAGACUGAGAAAUAUUUAUAUAUAUUUAUUUAUAUAUAUAUAAGAUUAAGCUUAGCUAUUAUAAUAAGAGAA